GAGCGAGAGGGAGAGAGCGAGAGCGAGCGCAGUAUCCCCACACGUCAGGGACUAGCAGACCACCAGCUCGCCUGUCUACAGCUACACACGCCCUCGAUCGAAAACAGGCCCACUGCCGACCACCUGCGACAAGAUGUACCAUUCUGACCACGGUGUCGACUUCCCUGACCUCCCCUUCCACAUCCCUGGUAGCCCUGCAGAGCUGGGCCCAGCAAACAGAGUGUGAACACAACCAUCAACACAUCACACUUCUACCUUCGCCCCCACAGAGCCCCCCUCAGCUGCUUUAGCUCCAGUCAAACCCUCGCUCCUCUCGAGCCAUGGAUAGCCCUCCGAAACUGUCUGGCGAGACCCUGAUUGUGCAUCACAUUCCCCUGGUGCACUGUCAGGUGUCAGGGGGGCGGCAGGGUGGCUGUGGGGGCUCGCUGAAGAGGAGCAACCCGUUCAGUCCGCCGGAGAACCUGGGCUUGAGUCGCACCACUUCCCUUCCUGAGAGAGACAUCCUCCAGAGAGAGGCUCUGCUCUACAGCAGCCUGAUCCAGACCUCCAGCGGCUCUUGGUCCUCCCACAACGGAGGAAGAGAGAGGAACGGUGGCGGGGGAGGAGGCAGCACAGCGAGUGAUGAUUCAUCAUUUACCUCGAGCAAUUCAGAGGACCAGCUGAUUACAGCUCACACAUUGCCCAGAGCUAAACCAAGGAGCAGGAAUCCGUUGCGUCAUAAUCCGUUCCUGCUGAAUACCGAAGAUGGUGAAGAAGAAGAAGAGGAGGAAGAUGAUGGUGACAACCUCAGCGGUUACCUCGAGGACUCCUCUUUUCACCUCCACAGUGACACUAACUGUGCCCUUGAUGACGGGAUGGCUCCUUUUCGCUUACAUGACCUUGGCUUUGCCUCUGAGCCCUUUCGUUUGCACAGCUCAGUGGGAAGAAGCGGCCGUGAGUCCCUGAGGGGUGUAGCUUCAGGUCUCUCCAACCGCCAGGCAGGCCUGGGCAUAUUAGGUCUGGACAGCCAGCGCCGCCAUGGAAGCAGUGGUUCCAACAUAUCCAUGGACUGUGGAGAGCAAGAUUGGGGAGACGAUGAUGAAGAAGAUGAAGAUCAUCCUAUGCGGUGCGGGCGAAGCAGUAAGACGGGCUCGUACUUAUCAGAUUCCUCGACCCAGCACUGCUCCUGCUGUGCACUAUCCCAGAACUACCCCCAGCACUUUCCUGAAGCCUUCCCUGAGCCUUUUUCAGAGUGCCAGCAAGGCUAUGGCAGCGAUUCCUCCUGCAACAGCUCGGAUGGCGUGCUCGUCAACUUCAGCGCCAUUUACAACAAGAUGAACAACGCUGUACCGGAGAAGCCCCCAGUCCCUGGGCACACCAACCUCAACAGCUCCAUUGACCACUCCGGCACCUCAUCUGUUUCUGAUCCAUCAGGAAACCAGCGAGACUCAACUGGAGGGGCUUUCUAUUUAGACCUUCACACCUCCCCAACUGAACCUCCCCUGACACAGCAACAACCCUCCUCUCUUGGCAACAUCUUCCCUCUCAUCCGUGAACAACACCUGUCCACCUCCUCCACCUGCCCUUGCUCUGUGGAGCACCAGGGGGCUCUUGACCUCGACGCCAACUGCAAUUCCUACCACCCAACACAUUCUGGGUCAUCCGGAGACCUUGCAUCCUGUCUGCAGAGCCAGGCCCGGUUGGUUGUCGCCACCCAGAACUACUACAAGCUGGUCACGUGUGACCUUUCGUCCCAGUCAUCCCCGAGUCCCGCAGGCUCCUCGGUCAACAGCUGCUCCGAUGAGCACAGCAAAGGCAGCCCCACCCCGACUCAGCCCAGCGAGUACUUCCUGUUCAGACAGCAGGCUGAAGAGGAAGGCGUGGAGGAAGAGGACGAAGACGGAGAGUCAUCUAGGGGAGACGAUAAGGAUGAUAAUGACAAUAAUGAAGAGGAGGAGGAGGAGGAGGAGAAGAAGAAGAAAAAGAAUCAGCAGGUGGCUAAUGGGGCUGACGCUGCUUCUGCUGUGAUUGAGGGCCAGGUGUACGUCAACAUCUCCCCUCCUGUGGUCGGCCGGGUUGUUAACGGAGGUGGAACCUCUUCAGGAAGUCGUCCCCGUUCUCGCAGCUACGACCGCAACCUGGACAAGUCUCCGUCUCCUCGGCUCGGGUCCCUGGAGCGUAUGUUGAGCUGCCCUGUCCGCCUCAGUGAGGGCGGCGCCCCAGCCCUGCCGACUCCUCCCCGGGUCACCUCCUUCGCGGAGAUUGCCAGAAGCAAAAGAAGAAACGGAGGCACAGGGGGGUCGCCAUCGCUGAAGGCAGCUGCAGACCCUUUCUCCUCCACCCACUCCCACUCCUCCGUGGAUUUCUCUCCGAUCCUGGAGCAGCGUGUGGAGGCUGGCAGUCAAAGCCUGUCACCUGUACCCUUUACCAGAUGUUACAGCCAAGGCAGCAUUGAACGACACCUGGAAGGGGCGAGGGAGACCCGGACCAAGGCCGAGGGUGGUCUCUCCAGCUCCUCGGACAGCCGGCCGGCGGUGGUCCGCUACAGCAGGGACCAGCGGCCCACCACUCUCCCCAUCCAGCCCUUCACCUUCCACCACCAAUUCACCUCCAAACCCCCGCAGCCAAAGCCUCUGCUGCCCCUGCUCACAGGCUACGUCUCUGGGAUGCAGGCCCGCUGCACCUCUGGCCCUGGUUCUGGCCCUGGCUCUGGAGGUCCAGCGGUGGAGGACAGCGAAGAUGCAGCUGAAAAUGUGCUUCGGUACCAGGGGGCUCAAGCUGGGGCGGCCCCUCCACCAGGAUCAGUUCGUCCCUCACCUCUUGGGAGCUACUCCCCGGUUCGUCUCCAGGGGGCACCCAGCCCUGGGACCUGCUCCACCUGCACCCCAAGCCCCCAGCGGCCACACAGCCUCUCCUGCCCACUUUCAGCAGGCCUCAGCCCCCAGCACACCCCAGCGACUGUAAAACAGGGAGGGGGUUCAGCACCUCUACCGCCAACCCCUCCGCCUCCAUCCCUGGGCGUGAAGAGAGGGGCGGUGCCACCAACGCUGCCGGAGGUGCAGGGACACUGUUUCCACCGCGGAGCUCUGCCCAGUUUACCGCCACUCCACAGUGACACACUGAGCCCACUGGGCUGUCUGGACUCUGGAAAGCACGGGGAGGGAAGCAAAGGGCCUGGAUCCAGGACACAUAAUGCACACCACCUCUCUCCCCAGGCCCUCAAAUGGAGGGAGUACCGUCGGCGAAACCCGCUGGGGGUGGAGAGGGUCCCGGGCGGCCACUCUGGCGUAGGAUCAGGCGGGGGUACGCGACCUGCCAGACGCAACGUGUUCGAUUUCCCCUCAGUGCCCUCUAGACACACGCUGGGACGGCUUAAUGUGGGCCAAGCAGCUAAGCUGCAGCAGAGCUACAACGAUUUCCUGCCGGACUACUUCUCCCUGACCGAGAAGCCGCCGGAGGAGUUCUGCCUCUCCCCUGACUCUUCAACUUCAUCCUCCUCCUGCUCUUCCUCACAGUCCCACGUCUCUGUGGACCUGACACAGAAGAGAGGUUUGGUGAAAGCCGUGAACACAGCGGUGGAUCUGAUUGUGGCUCACUUCGGCACCAGUCGGGACCCAGAUGUGAAGGCUAAGCUGGGGAACAGCUGGGUGAGUCCCAACGUGGGUCACCUCAUCCUGAAGUACCUGUGCCCAGCCCUGCAUGAGGUGCUGCAGGACGGCCUGAAGGCCUACGUGCUGGACCUGAUCAUCGGACAGCGCCGCUGUCAGCCCUGGAGCCUGGUGGAGGCCUCCACACAGCUGGGCCCGUCCACACGUGUCCUCCACAGUCUGUUCUCGAAGGUGAGCCAGUACUCAGAGCUCACCAGCCACAGCAUGAGACUGAACGCCUUCAUCUUCGGCCUGCUCAACCUGAAAUCUCUGGAAUUCUGGUUCAGUCACCUCUACACACAUGAAGAUAUUAUAGCAGCACACUACAACCCGUGGGGUUUCCUUCCCCUGUCGCAGGGGGCGUGCCAGCCCCUCUUUGAGGAGCUCCUCCUCCUCCUGCAGCCACUGUCGCUCCUCCCCUUCGACCUGGACCUGCUGUUUGAACCACAUCUCCUCCAAAAGGGCCAGGAGCAUCUGCGUCGCAAGGAGCAGCUGUGCUCCGCGGGCCAGAGUGUGGACCAGUCGGCUCGCUCCACCUUCCAGCUCAUGAGAGGAUGGAGCACCACUGUAAGCGAAAUGGUCGGAGACUCGAGCGCGGAGGUGAAAAGGGAGAGGGCGGGGCUGAGACGAGAGGGAACAUGGCCGACCACGGAAGGAGCCAAGUCCAGAAGAGAGGGAGCAGGAGUAAAAUCGAGGAUGAGGAAGGAGGGGGGAACAACGGAAAGUAUGGAAGAUGGACCUGUUAGCAGACUAACAAUGAUGGAAGUAGGGUUUGCCAAUCUCUGGAAGGAGAGGGGGACGGGUGAGCAGAGAGUAAAAGGUGUAGGGCAAGAGAACCAAGGUGAAGGUGAGGAUGGACAAGAGAAGGACAGGAGGAAGAAAAAAGACAGGGAUCCUGCAGAUGAGGGGCGUCAGCGUCAAGACAGACAGGCUGGCUGGUGGUACCAGCUCAUGCAGUCCUCCCAGGUCUACAUCGACCAGUCCACAGAGGGGUCAAAGUUUGUUAAGACCGAGAGGAGGAGGAAGUCAUCAGAGAGACGCCAGAGUCAACUACCGCCCACCAGAGAGGGAGUGGUGGAGGGGGCCGAGUCAAGCCAAGAUGAGGAGGGCUACAGAAGCAGGGAAAGCAACAGUAGCUCCAGCGGGGAGUCAGCUGGAUCCAGGGGAAGGCCUUCAUGGAUGGGCAGCCCACCAGAGUCGGUUCUCAACCAGGAGAAAGAGACAAAACCUCCGGAGGUUACUGGGACCGGAGCGAAAGCUGCAGCCCAGGAGGAGAGCCCCUCACAGGGACAGAGUUUGCGCUGGGGCAGGCUCUUUGGAUCUAGCGUUGGUUCUCCUUCCAGAGUGGAGGGAGCUGAACAGAGGUCAAAAGGUCAAAAGACCAGACCCCCGUCAGGUUGGCUUGGUCUGGAUAGGUCUGUUCUCGACCUCGUAGCUCAGACUAUUGGAGCAGGGAGCGGGAAGAAGGCCGAGCCUCCGGCCACUCUCGCUCACGCCCAAAACACACCCCCACCAACGUCGAACCAACCGGCUGAAGCCAAACAACGGUCUACAUGUGAAGUACGAGCAUUGUGCCACCACAUAGCCACCGAGCCCGGCCAGCUGAGCUUCAACAAGGGCGACAUCCUGCGGGUCCUGAGCAAGGCCGAUCCGGACUGGCUGCUCUGCUCCCUGGGCUCCACGCAGGGCUUAGUUCCCAUCAUCUACGUCACCCUCAAAAGCAUGGAGGACAGCCAGGAAGCCACCGGACUCGGGCAGUGCCGCGCGGAACCUUCCAUCAAGUGGAAGUAAAGCAAAAGACGAAGGCAAACCGCUUUGGAGACAGAGGCCUCCCCUGCCACAUACCUACUGACAACAAAAAUCUGUUUUUGUGUACAUUGAGGAGUGUUCCUGAAAAAUAAACCUUGUAGAAAAAAUAUGAAGACGAUGAAGACAAUGUACAGACACAUGCGAGGGAAGCAUGCAGGCUCUAACACAAACGCACAUCCACUUCAAGGGUACAUCCAGACCAAGUACGCAUGCAUACAUCCAAAAAAACCAAAAGACCAGACAAGAAACAAACCCAAAGACUCUCAAACACACGCUUCUUUCUCUACCUGAAGCUCGUGUGCUACUAGCUUACCCACGUGACUGUCCAGUCUGUUUAUCAUCCAUCUCUGCUUUCAACAGAACAAGGAGGGCCUACACGCAGAUGGUAGUCUUCACUAUACGAUAUUCUCUAUACCGGGCCUAGCUGCACUUUGCUGUACCGUCUGCACAUUCACCUAGCUGUGCCGCACUUUGAACACAGUGCUCUGUUGCACCUGCCAGUCGUGAGACAGGUUGGUUUGACGUCCUCUUGCUUACGUAGUGCCGGCGGAUCUUUUGAAUUCACGCAGAAGCCAGCGAACCUUUGCUUUUUUUUUUCUUUGGUAAGAUUAAAGGUGGUUGAUGUAAAAGCAGAAAGUUGUUAGCUUCACGUUCCGCCUCUGCUCCAACUGCAGAGUUGUUGUUCACCAUAUUAUUAUGAUGGAGUGGAAAACAACACGGGGGUUUGUUUAGAUGGCUGUUCGACCCUAGUGAAAAGGAAGCCAAAAAAAGGGAAGUUUAAAUCUUUUCCCAUCCCCAAUCUGUCUUAUUUGAUCACUGCUUCAUUGGAGAAGAAGGGACAGAUGGACGGACAAGCAAACGGACAGAUUGGCUUCUAUUCUUCCUCUCUGCUCACAGGUCCCACCACAGCUGGGAUGAAUCAGUAGCUGACGUGGUUUAAGUGCAUGUAACCCUGCCAAAAUGUUGACUUUUUCCCUACAUACCCCCCCCCCCCCCUCCAAAAAUCUUUCAUCACUUCACGCCUUUUGCGGACGACGCGAUCGGGCGAGUUGGCUACAGUCUCAGCUGUCCGUGUGCGUUUGAUCCCCCGGUCCAUGCUGUAAAUGCAUAUAUGACUUACACAAUGUGGCGGGAGGUUCUAUUUAUUUAUUACCCCUGUUCCAUUCGCCGAGGGACGUGUCUAAGUGGACGGCUGCCGAAAACGGGGAGGGAUGUCCAAUGAAAGCGAAACACGGCCGUGGAGAUGUCUUACUGAAUGUGUUGGGGGUUUGCCCCGGCCUGGAAGAUCUUCAAAAUGAUUAGCAUCAGUGAAAUGUUUAGCAUUUAGAAAGGGGUGGAUGGAUCUUAUCUAUGCCUUAAAGCGCGCGGGGGGGGGGGACUGCCCUGUUGGACACUUCAAGGCUAGUGACCUAAUAUUUGUCCUGACGUUACAGUAUAUUUUCUACAUGCCAUGAUGUGUCCAACUUGACGUUCCCCCAGAUUUUUGUCCACAGAGAUUCUUGUUGACUUCAAAGACAAGUUAUAGUGAAGAAAUAGAGAUCUAUGGUGACAUAUUAUUUUAUUUUAUUUUAUUUUUUUGAUGCUUAAAGGGAAACCCCAACACAUUUUGGGACGGAGGCUUCAUGGGCAUUCCUGUGCUAGUACGUACAAAAAAAAUGUGGCCUUAGGUUCACAAAUGAGUUGACAGAGAGCAAAAACUACGGCUAUAUACAGUGUAACUGGAUCGACUGAGUGUAUACAGAUGCCCAAUCCAAAUAUUACACAUUAUGAAACGGUAAAAUCCAUGUACAUUUAUUGAAUAAAUGAACACUCGUGUAGUUUUUGAAAAACUUACAUAGGAUAUAAUUUUACCAUUUAGAUGUUCUUUUUGUUGCGUUAUUGUACAGUUUUUAUUUUUAAGUAUGAUUUUUAACAUUCAGUUUCACCAAAAUGAUUAAUAUUUAAUUCUCACCGAGGUGUAAAUAUAUUUAAAUCCUUCAGUGAUUAAUUUCUGCCAUAGAUCUAUAUGUAUAAAUGUUAUUAAUGCGUUUUAUGUUAAAUACAGGAAGCAAGUAUAAGCUUUAGUUUCAGUGCUAACAACCUGCUGACUAUUAUACGAGUUGCCCUCGGUAGUGGAAGCUGUGAUUUUCGGUCCUCCAGGCAGUUUGGUGUUCAUUGACAUCCAGUUCAGACUUCACAUGGGACAGAAAGAAAUAAACACAUAGUAGCGAUUAAACCAGAGAGACGAGGAGGCUCAGGGGCAGGAGGCAAAGACAGACUGGCUUUUGAUUUGGCAUUUGAUGAGCUGAGAUGAGCUUUAAAAAGCUGCACGUGCAGGAGUGACGUAAAAGAGGGAGAGAGAGGAGUCUUGUGUCUUCUCUCUCCCUCUCUCUCUCUCUCUCUCUCCUGGCCGCCUCCUCCUGCCUGUAAAUACCUUCAGCAUCAGCGACGCUGCUCUCCUCUCUGUGUCCAGGCUAUAUGACGUGUACGUAUGACAUUAUCAAACUACUAUGGAUGUUAAAUAACAAAGUGCUCAUGUGAUCGCAAACCUAAAUGGCUCCCGAGUCUUUUGUCCUCUUUCCGCAGCGCACCGUUGAAGCGGGUUCCCCACCCAAACCCUUUUGGCGAUGAUACACUCUGCCCGUUCGGAAAUGACAUAUGACUGUAAAAGGGCUGUACUUUGCUCCAUCAAAGGAAAGGAGGGCUGUGGAUUCCCAGAGUGGUGUAGAACGGUUCCGAACUAAUUCCAAACUUUUUGGCUUUUGCCAAAACACGGUCCUUCCAGCCGUCAUAUUUGCUCUUUUCAAGGCCGCUACUCGUCGGGCGACCUGACAAAACCACCUCCAGACUGAUUUUUAGUAUCAGUUAAUGUCAAGUUUACUUAUUGGCUCCUAUCUACGUCAGUCAGACGGUACUUUCUCGACUAAACAAAUCACCUGACGGUGGUUCUCCCCGACGGUGGUCGAGCAGAAGGCUCAGGCUUGAAUCGAUGGCGCUGCACCAGUGUGACAGGUCACACGCCACGGCUGAGGGAGAAGUUGUUGUUUGGGUAAAAAAUAUGAGUGUUUGGAACAUUACAAGCAUGUAAGCGGAGAGCAGAGAACUCAGUUCUGCUCCAGGAUUUCUCACCAGCAGAUGGUGCAAAUGUGUCAGGGAGAGCGAUAUAUCAGCCGCAAGUUCACUGAGUUCCAACACAUGGGCUUUUCACACGAUGCCAAUUUACAGUAGUGGAGACAUACAAUGUUAACAAUUGUACGUAUUUUCUUUCUCCUUUUUACCUAUUGUCUUUUCAGUCGAGCUAAAGUGUCUGGCAGUCAGUUUCCUUUCCGAGGAAACUCCGGUGAGUCUGAACUGACUCUGAAGCUGUGCUCGGAGCCUUACAGGAUCCUGUUGACUUAACAUCAGAUUUUACAUUAACACCGGGGUUGGGUUUUGGUAACAACACACCUGGUAAGUUGACGUGUCUCACUCAUCAAUAGUUCUUAACCUACGUACCUAAACCUGAGAACAUGCUAAGCUUCCCAAAGAUACAAAGCAGCCCUGCUGAUUCUUGACUGAAUUUCUAUGAAAUGAUGCACAACCGUGUGGUAUUUCUGUAUUUGGUGUUAUGGUGCAGCCGCAAGAGAACAUGGCGGCGGAAAACACUGCAUACGUGCUACUUAGUACGGCGUGCACAAUUGGUCUCUCUAAACUUAAAAGAUACUUCAGGGGGGAAUCAGGGUUCAAGAGGCAAACUCCUGAUGUAUCGCCUGCCCGUCGACAAAAAGCUCUCACAAAAGCCAGGGGGAUUCAUUUAAGACCGGCUAAGUCUAAGUGUUGGACAUUUGGCUCUCGUCAGGUAAGUUAAGCUGCCGUGUUGGCAGGUAGCCGACAGUCAUUUUGCUGCUGGCCCUUAAUACCAAUCAAUCAUCGUCCCGGUGCCUCAGCCUGUCGGAGCGUUGGUACUGACCGUGUGCUUCCCCAUGUGGCCCCAGUUUGCCAUCUUCUCAUGGCCGCUUCCCGCAGGAUAACGCACCGGGUCACAAAGCAAAAGUCGUCUCAAAACUGGCUUCACGAACACGACAAUGAGUGAACUUCAGUGGACCUCAGUGGCCUCCCCAGUCACCAGUCCUGAAUCCGGCGGCACUACCCCUGGCAUGUGAGAGAACGGGAGAUCGCCAGCACCAAUGCGCAGCUGACAGACCUGCGGAAAGUCGUGUCAGCACGGACCACAAUCUCAGAGGAAAGUUAAAGUGCGAAAUGUUCCGAUACGA
This is a messenger RNA of Xiphias gladius (swordfish), 9667 nucleotides long. It is a transcript of the gene rusc2, whose product is annotated as RUN and SH3 domain containing 2. Gene Ontology annotation, molecular function: protein binding. Gene Ontology annotation, cellular component: cytoplasmic vesicle. NCBI's taxonomy places the organism in Eukaryota, Metazoa, Chordata, Actinopteri, Istiophoriformes, Xiphiidae. The coding region runs from base 321 to 5417 and encodes 1698 amino acids. The transcript is spliced from 13 exons. The record is from RefSeq and is a predicted model, not a curated record.